AUGGCGGCUAAAUUCGCAGUCAAGUCCUUAGACCACCUGGUUCUCACAGUGCGAUCCAUUCCAGAGACGGUAGCCUUCUAUACUACCCAUCUGGGUAUGCGGCACGAAGUCUUUAGUUCACCCGCCAACCCCGCUGUCCAAAGAAAUGCUCUCAUUUUUGGAAGUCAAAAGAUUAACCUCCAUCAGUCGGGGAAAGAGUUUGAGCCCAAGGCCCAGAAUGUUAAGCCUGGAAGUGCAGACUUGUGCUUUUUGACGGAUGAGAAUGUCGAAAAGGUUCUGCAAGCUUUCCAGGAUGCUAAGAUUGAGGUCUUAGAGGGUGCCAAGAUUGUAGACAGGACUGGGGCUGUGGGCAAAAUCCGCAGCGUUUAUGUGAGGGAUCCCGAUGGCAAUCUAAUCGAGAUUUCCAACUAUGCUUGA
This is a messenger RNA of Penicillium cataractarum, 417 nucleotides long. RefSeq names its product VOC family protein. The record is from RefSeq and is a predicted model, not a curated record. The transcript has 4 exons. Bases 1 to 417 code for a protein of 138 amino acids. Lineage: Eukaryota; Fungi; Ascomycota; Eurotiomycetes; Eurotiales; Aspergillaceae.